UUGUUUUUUUCUGUAUAGUAACAAAAUAAACAAAGCAGAUCGACUUCGGAGAACUACUGAAAUUUUUCUUCCAACAGGAAAGUCAAGUUAUUUUAAGGAUUUUUAAGUCUUACUAAAUCCAAAACAUGGGAGCAGUUCUUGGAUUGUGCUCAGCAGCCCAGUGCGCCUUGUGCUGCACUGGAACAGCAGCAUCGAUGUGCUGCAGCGCCUGCCCAUCCUGUAAAAAUUCAACAUCUUCCCGUUUUAUGUAUGCCUUUAUGCUACUUGUUGGAACGAUUUUGGGAGCAAUUGCUUUAUCGCCAGGAUUGCAGGGCACUUUGAAGAAGUUGCCAUUCUGUAUAAACUCAACAUCGUCAACCAGUUCCAAAGCAUUAGACGCGUUCUCAGGUGGAUCCCUACAAGUCGAUUGUGAAUAUGCUCUUGGUUAUAUGGCUGUAUAUCGAAUAUGUUUCGGUUUGGCAUGCUUCUUUGCCCUAAUGGCAUUAAUUAUGGUGGGAGUAAAGUCAUCGCGAGAUCCACGUUCACACAUACAAAAUGAAUUUUGGGGAUUGAAAUUUUUGAUAUGUUUUGGUGCCACUAUUGGAGCAAUAUUCAUUCCAGAUGGGUCGUUUGGACCGGCUAUGAUGUGGGUUGGUCUUAUAGGUGGUUUACUUUUUAUUCUGGUUCAAUUGGUUAUUAUUGUGGAUUUUGCUCACUCUUUGGCUGAAAAUUGGAUUGAGAACGCCGAGAAUAACCGUGGCUACUACUUUGCCUUAGUGUUUGUGACUUUACUUAGCUAUGGUCUGUCGAUUGCUGGAAUUUCUCUUCUCUAUAUAUACUUCACACAUACCGGAGGUUGUGGUCUUAACAAAUUCUUUAUAUCAUUCAACCUGAUUUUGUGCAUUAUGAUAAGCGUUCUAUCUGUAUUACCAGCCGUACAAGAGAGAUUGCCACAAUCUGGUUUAUUACAAAGUUCAUUGGUUACACUAUAUACCAUUUACUUAACAUGGUCAGCUGUUGCCAAUAAUCCAGAAAAAGAAUGUAAUCCGGGCAUGUUUAAUAUUAUCGAGGGUAAUACUAGUGUUACAAGCACAGUGGCUCCACCGACACCUAGCUCAAAGGUAACCUUUGAUACUACCAACAUAAUUGGUCUGGUUGUUUGGAUGCUUUGUAUUCUGUACAACUGUAUUAGUUCUGCUGUAGAAGUAUCCAAAAUUAAUAAUGAUGGAGAAAAGAGAGUUUUAACAGAAGUUUUAUCAGAUGCAGAAACAGGUGGAGAUGGCAAAGUCAAAAGUGAUAAUGAAACCGAAAGUGUCACAUACUCAUGGUCAUUAUUCCACAUUGUGUUCGUAUGUGCAUCGCUUUAUGUUAUGAUGACGUUAACCAAUUGGUAUAAACCAAAUUCGGACAUAGAACUAUUUAAUGCGAAUGCUGCUUCUAUGUGGAUAAAAAUUAUUUCCAGCUGGAUGGGUAUUUUCAUAUAUGGUUGGAGUUUGGUAGCUCCUGCCAUAUUAACAAGUCGUGAAUUCAAUUAAAUAGAAUAACUCAAAAGUAUUCAUUUAUUCAACUCCUUACAACAAUGUCUGCGAAACAGACAAUAUCGAUGUUUACAUAUACUUAUUGAUUAAACAAGACGAUGGAAAUUUCAAUGUAGAUCCAGUAUAGAUUAACCCUUACGUAUGCAUGUGAUUACUUAUUCAAAUAAUAUAUCUUAAAAAAUUACCAAAUCAUUGGAGAUAGAAGGAAGUUAAAAAUAAAUCUCACAAGUAUUUA
This is a messenger RNA of Musca domestica (house fly), 1752 nucleotides long. It is a transcript of the gene TMS1, whose product is annotated as serine incorporator 1. The record is from RefSeq and is a predicted model, not a curated record. Gene Ontology annotation, cellular component: membrane. The transcript is spliced from 7 exons. Lineage: Eukaryota; Metazoa; Arthropoda; Insecta; Diptera; Muscidae. The coding region runs from base 126 to 1514 and encodes 462 amino acids.